This is a messenger RNA of Homo sapiens (human), 2071 nucleotides long. RefSeq names its product THAP domain containing 3 (gene THAP3). The coding region runs from base 37 to 564 and encodes 175 amino acids. The record is from RefSeq and is marked validated. The transcript has 5 exons. NCBI's taxonomy places the organism in Eukaryota, Metazoa, Chordata, Mammalia, Primates, Hominidae.
GCCAUCUUUGUUGGGGGCAGCCAGGCCUGGCUCGAGAUGCCGAAGUCGUGCGCGGCCCGGCAGUGCUGCAACCGCUACAGCAGCCGCAGGAAGCAGCUCACCUUCCACCGGUUUCCGUUCAGCCGCCCGGAGCUGCUGAAGGAAUGGGUGCUGAACAUCGGCCGGGGCAACUUCAAGCCCAAGCAGCACACGGUCAUCUGCUCCGAGCACUUCCGGCCAGAGUGCUUCAGCGCCUUUGGAAACCGCAAGAACCUAAAGCACAAUGCCGUGCCCACGGUGUUCGCCUUUCAGGACCCCACACAGCAGGUGAGGGAGAACACAGACCCUGCCAGUGAGAGAGGAAAUGCCAGCUCUUCUCAGAAAGAAAAGACUUCACCCUGCCGUUCCCAGGUCCUCCCUGAGGCGGGGGCCGGAGAGGACAGUCCUGGGAGAAACAUGGACACUGCACUUGAAGAGCUUCAGUUGCCCCCAAAUGCCGAAGGCCACGUAAAACAGGCAAUGUUGUUUAAUGUAGAAAAUGGAACCCCAGCUUCACGUGAAGCCUUGUGGUUGAGUGAGGAGUGAAGGAUGGGGAGGAGGCCUCUGGGGAAGGGGUUCCCUCCCUCCUGAAGAUGAACACACAAUACACGGAAGAGCGCCAGCCUCUGCUUUCAGGAAAGGUUUAUUGUGGUGAGUGCCUUCUGUACAGUCGACUGCAAAUGAAACGCAGAGGAUGGGUGCCCAGAAGCACCUGCGGCAGAGGCGCACGGGAAGCCCGGGGCCCAGGCUCAUGCAACACGACGCUCACCGCGGCUCGGGCCGUGGGGCCGUCAGAGAAACCUUUUUAAAAAAUGGAGAUGAAUGUUACAGAAUUGGACAACCCGAACUGCUUUUCAAAACCAGAGGAAGGAGGUUCUUAGCCGUUACUCAGAUACCAGUGCUGGGGAGGGAGGCCUGACUUCAGCAACAGCUGUGGGUGGGCUGGAGGCCGGCGCAGCUUGGGGCCCCCCGCGCCAGCUGUCUCAGCCACCACCUGUGCGGCGCUUGCUCCGAGGGGUCAGCAAGAGCAACUGAUGGCUGCCACUUCCAGGCCCCGAGAGACAGGCCUCACGUAACUUUACUGCAGCCGAGGUCCAGGCCGUGGAGGGGGUCCUAGCUCCGCUGCAUUCUGCAUCCCAAGUGGGCACGUGGAGGAAGGGUCUGAAGGAAGGCUCCGGAGCACAGGCCCUGGUGUUCCUGUGAGGACGCUGGACCUGCAGGAGCGGGGAGCUGCAGUGCCACCUGCUGGGUACCACGGGCCGGGCCUGGGGUCCACGCCUUUGGGUUGGGUGUGUCUGAUGUCUUGCCAAGCGCCUGGUCCUGUCCUCUUGAGCUGCCCUUGCCCAGCACUGCACUCUGGAGGUGGGUGGUGCAGGCGGUGGAGGGACACAGGCCAGCUCAAGCCCGCUGGUGGCAGGGCGUUUUCCCACCGGGAUACGGGAAGCCACCUGUGUCAGGGCUAGGCCCUGGGAUCGGGAGUUACACUACCCUGUCCCAAGCCGAGGGGGCCGGUGGAAUGACUUGAGCAGCUCUGGGAGUGGGGAAAAAAGACGACUAAUUUCCAAACCCGUUUGUUCUCAGAUAAAAAGCAGUUUUAUAAACCCGCAAUCUGCUCCAGAUUCAAGCAGUAAUAUUUCAGCAAGAGGAGGUGGUCAUGGGAAGCCAGCACAGCAGAGGCUCCCUGACCGGGAGGCCUGCCUGCUUUUCAGGUUGUUUCCCAUGUUCAGCGUGGACUGCAGAAGUGGCUCACGCUCCUGUGGUGAGGGCAGGGUGCUCCACAGACACCUCCAGACCCAGCCAAGAACUACAGGGCGGCGGGCUGCGGUCAGCACGUGUGCUCGGGACACAGCGGAGUCAGGGCCAGAGCCCUUCCCUCCAGGAACUGAUCCUUGGGAAAACAGCCAUGGGCCAGGCUGCAGUCUGGUUCCCAGUGGGGCUGCCUCAGUCCUACCCCCAGCACCCUCAAAAGCUGGGGUGUCUGCAUGUCCCUUCACAUAAUUGAUAAUGGUACCACCUUCUAUAAUAAUAAUAUAAAAUAAAAACAUCUGAUGUC